AUGGCGGAUUGUGAAGUUCAGAAAUUAACUGAUGAGGGUGUUGUUGACUGGAGGGCUAGUCGGAGGAUGAUUCAUGCUACAGCUCAAAAAUUAACUAUGAAAAAUUACAAUGAUUUAAAAAUUGGCCUGGGGCUCCUCAACAUAAGAUCUAUAAUAUCAAAAUAUGAAAUGGUGUGUGAUAUAAUUUGUGGAGAAUUGGAUAUUCUUGUAUUAACUGAAACAUGGCAUGGGUCGUCAGAUGAGUUUGCUGUUCGAUGCGCGAUGCCCCCUGGUUAUAAGUUUGUAGAUUACGUCAGACCUCACGAUCCAUAUCAUGGCGGAAUUAUAAUUUAUUUCAAGAAAGAGUUCAUUUAUAAACCUGUUGAGUUACCCGCCGUGAUAACUUUUGAAGCUGUUGCAAUUAAAUUGAGAGUAAACAAAUCUGAUUUUAUUUUGUUAUCAAUUUAUAGACCUGGAUCGGUUCCUCCUUCACCAUCGUUCUUUUCAGAGCUAGCGAAUGUUUUAGAAGUUUUAUCUCUGUUAAGUGAUAAAAUCGUUGUUGCGGGAGAUUUUAAUGUUCAUAUGGAGAGAAAAGAUGAUCCAAACACAGUCUCACUGAAUGAGGUUUUCGAUUGUUUUCAGUUGGUUAACAGGAUUAACGAACCAACGCAUGAAUUAGGUGGAUCGAACCAUUUUUUGUUUCUAUAUUAUCAUCUUGGCAUGGCCCUCCAUGGAACCAUCGAACCAUGGAGGGCCAUGCCAAGAUGA
Molecule: messenger RNA, 747 nt
Organism: Helobdella robusta
Lineage: Eukaryota; Metazoa; Annelida; Clitellata; Rhynchobdellida; Glossiphoniidae
Exons: 2
Coding region: 1-747 (248 amino acids)
Molecular function (GO): catalytic activity
Source: RefSeq, a predicted model, not a curated record